Tupaia belangeri chinensis (Chinese tree shrew) is the source of this 1895-nucleotide messenger RNA. It is a transcript of the gene TBC1D17, whose product is annotated as TBC1 domain family member 17. The transcript has 17 exons. Gene Ontology annotation, biological process: activation of GTPase activity. The record is from RefSeq and is a predicted model, not a curated record. Lineage: Eukaryota; Metazoa; Chordata; Mammalia; Scandentia; Tupaiidae. Bases 114 to 1895 code for a protein of 593 amino acids. Gene Ontology annotation, molecular function: GTPase activator activity.
CGAGUAGGGGCGCUACUACUGUCCAGCCUGGAGGGAGAGUGUCUUUUCCGGAUGUGACACUAUGUUGACCCGGAAAAGGACGAGGCCGAGAUAGUGGCGCCUCGGCGGCAGCUAUGGAGGAACCUGGCUACAGGGUGGUGUUCGAGAAGCGGGGCGUGUACCUGCACACCAGUGCCAAGAAGCACCAGGACCCGGACUCUCUGAUCGCUGGCGUGAUCCGUGUUGUGGAGAAGGACAACGAUGUCGUCCUGCACUGGGCUCCCUUAGAGGAGGCUGGAGAUUCCACCCAAAUCCUCUUCUCCAAGAAGGACUCCAGUGGGGGCGACUCCUGCACCUCUGAGGAGGAACCAACCUUUGACCCCGGCUAUGAACCCGACUGGGCUGUUAUCAGCACUGUGCGGCCACGGCCCCGCCACUCAGAGCCCCCAAAAGGUGAAGAGUCCAGCUCCCCCCGGGGCUCUUGGGCCUUCUCCGUGAGCCUAGGGGAGCUCAAGUCCAUCCGCCGUUCCAAGCCGGGCCUCAACUGGGCAUACCUGGUGCUGGUGACCCAGGCCGGGGGCUCCCUGCCCGCCCUGCACUUCCACCGCGGGGGCACCCGUGCCCUGCUCCGUGUCCUCAGCCGCUACCUGCUGUUUGCCAGCUCCCCGCAGGACUCCCGCCUCUACCUUGUCUUCCCCCACGACUCCUCUGCCCUCUCCAACUCCUUCCACCACCUGCAGCUGUUCGACCAGGACAGUUCCAAUGUGGUGUCUCGCUUCUUCCAGGACCCGUAUUCCACUACCUUCAGCAGCUUCUCCCGGGUAACCAACUUCUUCCGGGGAGCCCUGCAGCCCCACCCUGAGGGGGCCUCCCCUGACCUUCCUCCAGCACCCGAGGAUGAGCCUGAGCCUGGCUUCGAGGUCAUCUCCUGUGUAGAGCUGGGGCCGCGGCCGGCCGUGGAGCGGGCGUCUCCAGUCACAGAGGAGGAGUGGGCCAGCCACAUGAGCCCCGAGGGCCGCUUGCAGCAAGUCUCUGAGCUGAAGAGCCGGAUCUUCUCAGGGGGACUCUGCCCCAGCCUGCGGCGUGAGGCCUGGAAGUUCCUCCUGGGGUACCUCAGCUGGGAGGGCUCGAGUGACGAGCACAAGACCCAUGUGCGCAAGAAAACGGACGAGUAUUUCCGCAUGAAGCUGCAGUGGAAAUCUGUGAGCCCCGAGCAGGAGCGGAGGAACUCACUCCUGCAUGGGUACCGCAGUCUCAUCGAGAGAGACGUGAGCCGCACCGACAGGACCAACAAGUUCUACGAAGGCCCCGAGAACCCGGGGCUGGGCCUGCUGCAUGACAUCCUCCUCACGUACUGCAUGUACCAUUUCGACCUCGGCUACGUCCAGGGCAUGAGCGACCUGCUCUCUCCCAUCCUCUACGUUGUUCAGAACGAGGUGGAUGCCUUCUGGUGUUUCUGUGGCUUCAUGGAGCUUGUGCAGGGCAACUUUGAGGAGAGUCAAGAGACCAUGAAGCGGCAACUCGGACAACUGCUGCUGCUCCUGAGGGUGCUUGACCCGCCACUCUGUGACUUCCUGGACUCCCAGGACUCUGGCUCCCUCUGCUUCUGCUUCCGGUGGCUGCUCAUCUGGUUCAAGAGGGAGUUCCCCUUCCCUGACGUCCUCCGGCUGUGGGAGGUGCUGUGGACUGGACUCCCUGGUCCCAACCUGCACCUGCUUGUGGCUUGUGCCAUCCUGGACAUGGAGCGGGACACCCUCAUGCUGUCGGGCUUUGGCUCCAAUGAGAUCCUCAAACACAUCAACGAGCUGACCAUGAAGCUGAGCGUGGAGGACGUGCUGACGCGGGCCGAGGCCCUCUACCGGCAGGUGGACGCCCUCGCUAUCUCCGGGGACCCUGCCUACCCGCGCGACCUGUGA